AUGUGUGUGUUCAUGUACCAAUACUUCCUACCCCCUAAUCCCUACUCCUUAUCCCCUAUUCCCUAUCCCAUACUCCUACCCCCUACUCCCUAUUCCCUAUCCCUUAUUCCUUUCCCAUACUCCUACUCCCUUACCCCCAUCCUCUACUCUCUAUCCCAUACUCCUACCCCCUACUCCCUAUUCCCUAUCCCUUAUUCCUUUCCCAUACUCCUACUCCCUAUCCCAUACUCUUACCCCCUACUCCCUACUCCCUACCCCUUAUUCCUAUCCCAUACUCCUACUCCCUUACCCCCUAUCCUCUACUCUCUAUCCCAUACUCCUACCCCCUACUCCCUAUUCCCUAUCCCUUAUUCCUUUCCCAUACUUCUACUCCCUUACCCCCAUCCUCUACUCUCUAUCCCAUACUCCUACCCCCUACUCCCUACCCCUUAUUCCUAUCCCAUACUCCUACUCCCUUACCCCCUAUCCUCUACUCUCUAUCCCAUACUCUUACCCCCUACUCCCUACCCCUUAUUCCUAUCCCAUACUCCUACUCCCUUACCCCCUAUCCUCUACUCUCUAUCCCAUACUCCUACCCCCUACUCCCUAUUCCCUAUCCCUUAUUCCUUUCCCAUACUUCUACUCCCUUACCCCCAUCCUCUACUCUCUAUCCCAUACUCCUACCCCCUACUCCCUAUUCCCUAUCCCUUAUUCCUUUCCCAUACUCCUACUCCCUUACCCCCAUCCUCUACUCUCUAUCCCAUACUCCUACCCCCUACUCCCUAUUCCCUAUCCCUUAUUCCUUUCCCAUACUCCUACUCCCUUACCCCCAUCCUCUACUCUCUAUCCCAUACUCCUACCCCCUACUCCAUACUCCCUACCCCCUACAUGCUAUUCCCUACCCAUCCUUUACCCUCAUCCCAUACUCUGUAUCCCCUUUUCUCUAUCCCUUACUCCCUAUCCCCUACACUAGACAAUCAUUAG
Messenger RNA from Pangasianodon hypophthalmus (striped catfish), 963 nucleotides. RefSeq lists its product as uncharacterized. The transcript has a single exon. Bases 1 to 963 code for a protein of 320 amino acids. The record is from RefSeq and is a predicted model, not a curated record. Lineage: Eukaryota; Metazoa; Chordata; Actinopteri; Siluriformes; Pangasiidae.